Messenger RNA from Coturnix japonica (Japanese quail), 2780 nucleotides. It is a transcript of the gene MSANTD4, whose product is annotated as Myb/SANT DNA binding domain containing 4 with coiled-coils. Lineage: Eukaryota; Metazoa; Chordata; Aves; Galliformes; Phasianidae. The record is from RefSeq and is a predicted model, not a curated record.
UAGGUGAGCGGGAAGAGCUGAUGGACACUCACAUCGUCCAAUAGGAAGGUGCCGGUCGUUAAAGGGCCGGCGACCCGGUGGGGUGAGUUGGGCGUAGGCACUUGUGCUCACGUAUUGGUUCAGACUGUGACUUAGGAAUUCCACUACCGCCUGCAAGUCAUGAUAACUCAGCAACUGGGGAGUACCGACAAAUAGGAGAAUACUGCAAAGUGAAGACAAAACACAUCUAACGAGAGCUGAUCUCUGCUUUCAUUGUUUUUUAAACUUUGUGUUAAUAACUGCGUAGUGUCAAAUAACCUCCGUAAUCUGCUGUGCUAAAAUUAUUAGGUUAAAGCUGGAAAAAAUGAAACAGUUGAAAAGAAAAAGAAAAAGUAAUUUUAGUGUUCAGGAAACUCAAACUCUCCUUAAGGAAAUCAGAAAAAGGAGAGAAGUACUCUUUUCAAAGCAACUUAAUACAACAAUUAACGAGAUGAAACGGAAAGCAUGGGAGGAAAUAGCAGAGUGUGUGAAUGCUGUAGGUGAAGGUGAGCAAAGAACAGGGACGGAAGUGAAAAGGCGAUACCUUGACUGGAGAGCGCUCAUGAAGAGAAAACGUCUGAAUGCAAACAUCAAGGCAGUAGGUGCAGGGUUUCACCUUCCUUCAUCUGACUUAGAUGACUCUCUCAAUGAAGAUAUGGAUGACAAACUGGGGUUUGCAAAUGAAUCUGGUUUUGAAUGGCAGAACAUCACUGACUUCAGAGAAGCAGGUGGGUCUUUAACAGAAAUCAAAGUAGAAGAAGAGGAGGAGGAUCCACAAAAUUUUGAAUUUCCUAUUGAGGAAGAAGAAAUUUUUUCAUCAGUUUUGCCAGAUUCAAAAAAAGAAAAUGACCUACCAGACUUCACCCACAUUGAGGAGUUUGGAAAUCUAAGUUCUGCUCAAGCUAGAUUAGCCUACGAAGAUUCGCACUUGCUUAUAAACCUAGAGAAGCAGAAGGUGGAGCUGGAGAAGCAGCGAUUAGAUAUCGAAGCUGAACGGUUGCAAGUGGAGAAGGAACGCCUGCAAAUUGAAAAAGAACGGCUGCGGCAUAUUGACUUGGAGCAUGAGAGACUUCAGCUGGAGAAGGAGCGACUUCAAAUUGAGCGGGAGAAACUGAGGCUAGAGACACUGCGUGCUGAGAAACCUGCCCUGGAAAAUGACCUCACCCAAGCGGAAAAACCCAUCAUACAGCCUCUGGAUCUAGAAACUGAAAAGUUAAAACUUGAAAAAGAACGCUUGCAGUUAGAGAAAGAAAGGUUGCAGUUCUUAAAAUUUGAGUCAGAGAAGCUGCAGAUUGAGAAGGAGCGCUUGCAAGUGGAGAAAGAACGCCUCAGAAUUCAGAGAGAGGGUCUCUUGCAGUGAGCUUCUCAACUGGAGCGUUAAUACUGGUGUUCUGUUGUUGUGUAAAAUAUAGGUAGCUCUUUUCCUGAUGCUGAAACUGUUGUAAAGGUCUAAUGUUCUUCUGUUGAAUGUUGAUGUUGAACUUUUAUUAAAGGAAAAAAUAAUGGUGCUCAGUAUGUCAGUGUGCCUGUGUAAAUAUGCUUAUAUAUUAAAUUGCUUUUCAGUGUAUCAGGACUAAGUGUUUUGUUCUCUUGUCUUCAGAAUUGUGCUGUAUUAGUCUGGUGUCCUUCUCACAUUAAGAAGAAUCAAGACCAAAUGCUAUACUUCUGGUAUUUUUUCAUAUUUCACUAACAGUUAGGGAGUGUUCAGAGAAGUCAAUAUGUGUUGUGAAGGCAUCAUGCUGAGGGUAGUCCAUGCAGUAAAUACGUAUAAUUAGGCAGAAUGUAGUAACAUACAGUCAUUAUGUGUUUCAUUAAACUUUAUUUCCCCUUUUUGUGUUUGUUUUUUUUCCACUUCUACGGCUGAAAGGAGUUCACUAAAAGUUCAAGAAGUGAACAUGGUGUUUACCAUUGGAAAUGCAGAAGGUUGUGUUCUGCCUUUUUGAAGUAUUCAUACCAGAUAGCCACACAUCAGCCUACUUACCAUAAACAAGGCAUUUAGAUGCACUGGGUUAUUAAUUAUGUUAUGUGAAGUAUUGUAUGAUUACCUGUCAGUAUAGCAUGGGGGCUUAGUAGCAGGAAGUGACAGCUGUCUGAUCAGUCUGUAAUCAUUGCCUGAAGAAAAUUGCUAGACCUGGUUUAUUGUUUGAAAGAGUUCAGUUGAUGAUAGGAGUGUUUGGAGUGGAGAAAUUAGCCUGUGCACAGGCUAAUGAGAACUGAGCUCGAACACAGAUGCUUUUGAUAUUAAUUCUUCCUGGCCAACACUGAGGUUCACAGAAUCGUAGAAUGGCUUGUGUUGGAAAGGACCUCAAGGAUCAUCAAAUUCCAACCCUCUUCCACAGACAGGGCCACCAACCUCUGGGUUAUAUCUGUGAGAGCCUGUGUUCAUGACUGAUGCCAUACAGCAUGUUUUAGUUAGUUAGACAGAAGCGGUUAGUGCUGAAGGGCAUUGUUUCAUAUGUAAUGUAUUUGUUUCAGUAAAAGCCUCUUUGUGAUUUCAUAUAUGUAUGUGUAAAUCCCAACUGAGCCACAUUUUAGAAUUCUCAUUUUUUUCUGUGAGUAACUACCUUUUUUGAUUCCAUUUGAAACUACGGGAGUACUAAAUCUGAAUAUAUGUUGAGUGACUUAACAUGGAUUCUUGUGCAAGUAAAUAUAUUUAUACCACUACAGGAUUACUUUUAUUCUGCAAAGAAAAUGUUAUUUUUUUAUUAUGGAGACAAGUGUGCUUCUACAGUGGAAAUAAAUAUGACUACUGCAACCCAAAA